AUUUGUUGUUAUUUUCUAUGCUUUUCAGCUGCGGCAAACUAUGGAUACAAAACUGUAAUCGUGGAGAACGUGUAGCAGCCGAUAAACCCUAUCCGGAAUGCUGUAAAUUGGUGUAUAAAUGCAAAAAUCCUGAUGGUUCCUCCUACUAUAUAGAACGGGAUGCUGCUGAAUAUCAAUUAAAAACUGAAAAUUCUACGUAGUUUUGAGUUGUUCUCAAUAUUGCAAUGCAUUUUCUUUUUAGUUUUUAAUUAGUAGUUUUUAGUUGUAUUUUUGUAUUUAUUUUUAUUUUUUAUAAUACUAACAAAAAGCAAAAACCAAAAAAUUUGGAAAAAAUGGGA
Messenger RNA from Lucilia cuprina (Australian sheep blowfly), 338 nucleotides. RefSeq lists its product as uncharacterized. The transcript has a single exon. NCBI's taxonomy places the organism in Eukaryota, Metazoa, Arthropoda, Insecta, Diptera, Calliphoridae. The coding region runs from base 18 to 200 and encodes 60 amino acids. The record is from RefSeq and is a predicted model, not a curated record.